Molecule: messenger RNA, 1246 nt
Organism: Talaromyces proteolyticus
Lineage: Eukaryota; Fungi; Ascomycota; Eurotiomycetes; Eurotiales; Trichocomaceae
Product: acyl-coenzyme A:6-aminopenicillanic-acid-acyltransferase
Exons: 1
Coding region: 1-1113 (370 amino acids)
Source: RefSeq, a predicted model, not a curated record
AUGGCUACAACGAUUGAUUCCAAAAUCACCUAUGAUCACCCUUCAGUGAAGACAGUCCACUGCGGUGGGAAUCCAUACCAGAUCGGUUUUAUUCAUGGCCAGGCUGUCUCGACAGGUAUUCAUCACAAUAUCCGGACAUACACCUCGUUCUUUGCUGAAACAGUCCAAAUCACAUGGGGCCAAGCACGAGAACGAGCCGUAGCAGAAUUUACGGACACACUUCAGGAGAAAUAUCCCGAGAUUCUCGAAGAGAUGAAAGGCAUUGCAGAUGGAGCCGGCGCUGGUCUCACGGCUGCGGAUAUUCUAACGCUGAAUGUCCGGAGUGAGAUUGCUCUGACAAAUUACGCCGACGGUUGUACAUCUAUUAGCCAGAAGGCGGAAGAUGGACGGGUGUUCGUCGCACAAAACUGGGACUGGCUGGAGGAGCUCCAGCAAGGCCUUGUCUUUCUCCACAUCAAGCCUGAAGGUUCGGCGGUAGAAAUGAAGUUUCUCUCUGAGGCAGGCAUCGUGGGCAAGAUUGGGAUGAAUAACGCAGGAUUUGGAUUGUGCUCAAACGCGCUGCGAUCUGGAGCGUACAACCAGAAUAGUUUCCCUAUCCAUGUUAUGUCACGUCGCUUGCUUCAAUAUGCCACCAGUGUCAGCAGUGCACUCUCGAUCAUUGACGAAUUCGGCACAGCAAGUACUUCGAAUUACAUGCUAGCAGAUAAAAGUGGGAGUCACCUUGACAUUGAAUGUUCGCCUUAUGGAAACGUUGUCAUUCUUCCUCGCGACAACAGUGUUGCUCAUACCAACCAUCUUUACGGGCCAAACCGUCCGGCGAGACUGGUUGAUCAUCCAGCUCCAAAUUCGAUGACACGGCUGGCGAGAAUUCAGGAGCUUAUCAAAAAGGACUUAGAAAAUAGUGUGCCCACAACGUUUGAGUCUAUAAGGACAAGAUUUGCAGACCAGGAAGGGUUCCCAUACUCUAUUUGUAGAUCCCGGCCAGCUGGAGCUAUUGGAAUGGAGAGAAUGAUCACAUUGAGCACUAUAAUGAUGGAUAUGACAAGCUGUACUGGUAGAGUGCUAAUCGGCAAGCCCUGCGAUGAAUUGCCGAUUGUAGAGUGGUCGUUCUGAAUGGUCUUGUGUCUGGAUACUGUCAAGAUACUGUCUCGUUCGAUAUCAGCGAGCAGUUACGUUAGUGAUUCUCUUAACGAACUCGGUCACUUAGGGACCCACUAGUACUUCUCACUACUCUACGUAUCAAAAU